UCUUGUGGCGGUGUUAGCCAGCUUCUUGCUGCUUCUACUUUCAGCCUCUGGCAUUUGAAGCCUGCGAGCCAGGCAGGACCUCGGGCCUGGCGUCCCAGUUCUGCAUGUGCCGGAGGCGUGGAGCCGACUUCCGUGAACCACAGUUCAAAAUGAGAGAAUUAUGCACUAAGUAAAACAGAACAAGUUAGUGAAAAGCUGCAUCAAGUUAGGAAGAUAGUUACAAAGAAAAAUCAUUGGAGGGCUAGAGAAAAGCAGAUGCAAAGGCCUCUAUCUUUGGUAUUUUUGGGUAACAUCAAGUCGUCUAGAGUGUGGAGAAAAUUAUGGAAAAGGACAGAGGACUGAUUGCAUGGACUGGAAAUUGAAAGGGAGCACACAGAGAACAGAGUCACCAAUGCUGCAGGGACAGGAAGGUGGCGCAGAGGACACAGAAGCAGAUGAACUGUCUGAAAGCUUCCAGCUUCUGCAGAUCGAUGUGGCGUGUGAGUGCCAGGAGAGGGAGACCCUGCCCACAGGUGGUACACCAUGGAGCUCGAAAAAUGUCCAGAGAAAACAGAGACACUGGGAGAAGAUAAUUGCAGCAAGGAAGAGCAAAAGAAAGCAAGAAAAAGAAAGAAAAAAAGCCAAUCGUGCAGAAAAUCCAGGUGUCUGCACCCAGCAUAGCAAACGUUUUCUGAAAGCCUUAACCAAAGAGAAACUUCUGGAGGCCAGACACUCAGGACCGAGGCUGUGUAUCGAUUUGAGUAUGACCGACCACAUGUCAAAGAAGGAAAUGAGCAGGCUGGCUGGGCAGAUCCGGAGGUUGUAUGGCUCAAACAAAAGGGCUGACAGACCCUUUUGGAUCUGCCUCACUGGAUUCACAGCUGCCAGUCCCCUCUAUGAAGAGUGUUUGAGGAUGAACGAUGGGUUUUCUAGUUACCAGCUGGACAUAACAGAAGAAGACUGCUUUAGCUUAUUUCCUCUGGAAAGCCUCGUGUAUCUCACUCCUGACUCAGAACACGCCCUUGAAGAUGUUGAUCUAAAUAAAGUGUAUGUCCUCGGUGGACUCGUGGAUGAAAGCAUUCAGAAGAAAGUGACAUUUCAAAAGGCCCAGGAACACUCUGUCAAGACAGCCCGUUUGCCAAUCCAGGAGUACAUGGUCAGGCGCCCAAAUGGGAAAAACUAUCAUUCAGAGAUACUGGCCAUCAAUCAAGUGUUUGAUAUCCUGUCAACUUACUUUGAUACUCACAACUGGCCCAAAGCAUUGAAGAAAGGAGUUUCUCCAGGAAAAGGCUAUGUUCUCCAGAGUCCAGAUGAAUGACAACAGCCUGAGAUGUCACCAAAGAACAGGGGAAAACGUGGCAGUGGCAUAUAACUUGCCUCUACUUGACCUCUUUGGCCCUUUAUAGUAUAAGCCACCAGUGGGAAGGACAUUUAUGCUUUUGUAUUGUCUGGUCACACAGGUGCCCUGACUAAAGUUUACCUAACAAGGAAUUAGCCCUAAAACUACAUGGCUUUGGAUAUGCUAAUUCAUCUUUUGUUAAGUACUUGUAUUUAAUUAAAUAUUAUGCUAAGAGCUUGAUUUUCACUAAA
Molecule: messenger RNA, 1569 nt
Organism: Cavia porcellus (domestic guinea pig)
Lineage: Eukaryota; Metazoa; Chordata; Mammalia; Rodentia; Caviidae
Gene: Trmt10b
Product: tRNA methyltransferase 10B
Exons: 9
Coding region: 347-1297 (316 amino acids)
Biological process (GO): tRNA N1-guanine methylation
Cellular component (GO): nucleoplasm; nucleus
Molecular function (GO): tRNA binding
Source: RefSeq, a predicted model, not a curated record